This is a messenger RNA of Periconia digitata, 2910 nucleotides long. The record is from the annotation of a GenBank genome assembly. Lineage: Eukaryota; Fungi; Ascomycota; Dothideomycetes; Pleosporales; Periconiaceae.
GGACGCUGAAUGGUAUUAUGUGCUCGUUCAGUCUUACGGCAACACUGACCGAUGGCUACAGUGGCGCUUUCCCUCCUAGUCUCGUGCCUCUUUUCCCCAACCAAUCCUUUUCCGGUCACCUUCAUCGCCACAUUAUUCAAUGUUCCUUUAGGUGCAACAUGAUUGCAAACGAUCGAAUCCGUAUGACGGCGUUCUCAGCCUAGGAGGGGCUGAAGCUUGAUCUCGAUACGGCCCCCAAUCUUCCCCAAAAUAGGACCCCAAUACGAUCAACGAUUUCAGCAGCUUCGCACGCUUCAGCCUUGCUUACAUACUAUUCGGCCGUAAAAGUGUUGAGGCUCAACAAGACUUAUGCCGCCGUCAAGACACCUGCGUAAUAACAAACACACAUGAGACUUUGCACCAUCUUGCUCGACUAACCAUUUUCGCAAACCAUGACCACUCCCGCCAUGCUCCCCGUAGCUCGCGCGCGAUCAAGUUCCGUUUCCAGCGAAGCGGGGGAACUCGGUUUGAUUGCACUGCAGGAACCUCUCAGCUCGUCAAGCGUAAAAGCAACGAUCGUCGCCGUGCACGGCUUCGAUGGCCAUUAUACCAGAACAUGGACUAAUCUUGAAGCCGACCCGCCAUUCUUCUGGAUUAGAGAUGGCCUGGGGAAGGACCUGCCGCAAUGUCGCCUUUUGACGUAUGCGUAUGAUGCUUCAAUCAUGCCGACGCCGGAGAAUCCUCGUCAUCCGCUGUUCGAACAUGCUACGAAUUUGCAUAGAGCGUUGAAGACUCAUCUUGAAAAAGAGGAGAACGCCCGCCCCAUCAUAUUCAUCUCUCACAACAUGGGUGGUAUCUUAGUGAAACAGGUGCUUGUUGAAAGCGCAAUGUCGGUGCAUGCCAUCGUCAACAAACAUACAGCUGCAAUCUUAUUUUUUGGUACACCGCACCACGGUCGUCUAGAAAUCGCGUUACUCGAAAGACACAUCUUUCGCAUGAGGAGCGGCUAUUCUCUCGUUGAACCGCUUGCCCGGGAGUCAUCGACACUUUUUUACGAAACCCGUCUAUCACCCCUCGGAGUCAAACAUGGUCUGGUCGUCAACAAAGCUUCAGCUACACUCAACAUACCUCACGAGCGUGUCAUCUCGCUCGAUGAUUCCCACGUAAAUAUGGUGAAGCCUGCAAGUUCGCAGAGUGUCACGUAUUGCCAAGUUCUUCAUUGUCUGCAAAGCAUACUCGACUCGCCUCCCAACGCUCGACGCGCUACUACUGGAAGAGUUGCUUCCGUACUCCCACCUCGAGGAAGUUCUCCCAUUCCCCCAAUCCCAAAUCGCAUCGACUUCACUGGCUAUGUGCAUUUAUUCCGGCAGAACCUACUGUACCAGACCGAAGAGCGUUCCAUUUCGGAUCUGUUGAUGAAUUCUCCAACGGCCUUACUCAAUAGUAGUAACGAACGGUCCAUUGAAGGGGAUCUUGAACCGCUUAUUUGGGUGCAUGUUCCACUCAACAACACAUCGUGGGUCAAUCCUUGUCUGCAAAACAUCAUGGUCGACCAGCAGGCAUACGGCGAUCUUUCCAUCACAGAGCAAAAGUACUGGCUUUCGCACGAGCGCAAGCGCGAAAACAUCCCCCAUUCCCGAUAUUUCGAGCCUUCCGGCUUUCUCAGCAAACAAGACAAAACUACACAGUUCGUCAUCUACCUACCCUACCUGCACUGGGACUCAUCCCAGUGCUUUCUCCGCCGUGCAGCCUUCUCACAUGCCACAAGCAAAGGCAAAGCGAUCGAUAUUCCUCCCGACCUCUCCGACGACGCAAAAGCCACAUACAAAAUCAUCCGCGAUGAAAGCGGGAAAACUUCCGCGUUACAUCCCCGCCGCAGUCUCGAUCAAUUCUUUUAUUCCAGUCUCCCCGAAACAUCAUCGCGGGAUAAAGAUCAGGUCAUUUCGAAAAACACACCGGAAGAUGCGCGCGGCGGCAAGAAGAUGAUCAUGGUGGAUCAACUUUGGCUGUGGAUGCUCGAGACGCGCGAGGAUGCCGUUGUGAAAAGCGAUGGGUCCGUGGUUCCAGGCAGAAUCAAGACGUCUAUUUUCACGUCGUUUCCGAGAAAAGAGAGGGAAGCUGGGGAGGAGGAGCGCGAUCUUGAGGACAUUGCAGAUUUGAGGCAGGCUGUUAUUGAUGAGGCGAAUAGUCGGGAUGAGGAGUGGGCUAGGAACCGCAGCCACUAUGUCGGGCUGGUCAUUGAGCAGGCUGUUAACGUGAUGUUGAGGGUUAGAACAGAGUCUUCUUUGGAUUUUUUGGGUGUGUUUAGGGCUGCUAUUGGUGCUGCUACUGAAACCCAGACAAAAUUCUUCCGCGAAUUCCAAGAAAAACUACACUCCACUUCUUCCGCUUCCUCAUCCCCCUCUUCAUCAUCCUCUACCCUUUCUUCCCCCGAACGCAUCAUCCUCGACGCGCAAACCAAACGCGACGAAGUCGAGCUCGCACUCGAACUCUCGGACAUCAUUGACGAACUCAACAGUCUUACGCGUCUCUUUGAGGCGCAAAAGGACGCCCUCGACACCGCUAUCAAGAUCUUGUCUAGCCAGGAGUUGACGGUCGAAGAGAGGAAGAGGUACACAGGGUUAAGAGAGAAACUGGGGGUCGUUGUCGAGCAGGAUCUGGAGGGGUAUGUUCGGCAGGUUCGACGGAUGGUUGGGGAUGCGGGGAGGGCCAGGGCGAGUCUCAUGAACCUCCUCGACCUCCAGCAAAAAGAAGAAACCCUCGAAGAAGCGCACCACUCGAACCAACAGGCCGCAGCCGCCCGCAAACAAGCCGAUGCCGUGCAAGCGCAGUCGCAGAUCCUGUUACUUUUUACUGUUGUUACGAUUGUUUUUUUUUCUAAUCACAGUACCCGAGAGAGGGGGGAUGAUAUAUAGGCCCCGCUAUCGUUUU